UGUUGACUUUCGAGCGUCGACGCCAUUUUUUCGCCUGCUGUGCUGGAGGAUUCUUCGAUGAGAGGAAUUCUUGGGAGCUUUUCAUCAUAUCAAAAUCGGUGAUUGAAGACGUUUUACCUAUCUAAUAGCCAACAUGACCUGAAAACUGGCGUUAUGUGUGGUGUUUGCUGUAGGUUCGAGCUUUCAUUGGGACAUCUGGCUCGUAUGCUACGCAUCCCGCCGUGGUUUCAUGUUGUGUUAAGUAAGGAAGUGUUUAAGGAGACUUCCUCAGUAGAAGUUUCCUUUUUUGACGCCUUAAUGGUACUAUGAACCUGGAUUCUUCUUCUUAUGCACUGAUUCAGAUCAGUAAUAUUGUCGCAAAUUUGACAAAGAAGAAUUUCAAAGUCUCAAGUCAGGAGAUACAGCAGCUGGUGGAGGCUCACGGCUCGGACGCCCAGAUCCACCUGCUGCGCUGCCUGUUCACACACGUCGACUGGGAGGCCGGAGGCCGCAGCGGCGGCCCCACCAACAAGGACAACCCGCAGCUGCAGCUCCUCCAGCAGCUGUGCGCCAGCCUCGCCACUCGGCCCAACUUCGUACACACGCUCUGCUACGCCGUCGACCACCGGACGUUCCGGCGCGGCGGACAGACGGCUCGGCUGCUACACGACCUACCGCGCACGCUCAAACUCAAAAAGGCCGAGGAGGUAGCGUUCGCCAUCGCGCUCCUGCACUCGCGUGACCCGGAGACGGUCAAGCAGGCGGAGCAGUUUGUCCAGCAGCGGCUGCCGGAGCUGGUCAGGAACUACGUCGAGUCGGCCGACUGUUCGGGAGUAGCUGAGGAGGGCGGUCUACACGAGUCGUCCCCGGAGCUGCUGCACCGACUGGUCUCUUGGCUGCUGUACGCGCCGCCUGAGCAGCUCGACAAGGCUGCCGACUCUCAGGAGGCUCUGGUAGAGGCGGUGCGUAAGGACCUGCCUCGCGGCGUGGUGCCCGCUGUGCUCGCGCCGCUCAUCUAUCCCGACUGCGCCGACAUCCCGGUGGCCAAGAUCGCCGCCGCCACGCCGGCCGCCAUGGCCGCCAACCUGAUGGACAGCUCGCUGGCCGACUUUGUGCUCGAGGUGGGCUACGUGCUGUGCUCCUCUGUGGAGGAAUGCCGCCGCCACCUGGUCAACCACGGCGCCUCGGAGCUGACAGCUCCGGCCGUGGCCCGCUGCCUGGGCGCCAUGGCCAAGACGUACACGGGUCUGCAGGAGCAGAUUCCCAUCCAGAGCCUGCAGUCGCCGGCCUCCAUCUGGGCGUCCGACAAGACUACCGACGGCCCGCAGACCUGGAACGUCGAGGUGUUCGUCCAGGCCGUCCAUGAACUGACUCCUGCGCUGCAGUGGAAGGAGGUGGUGUACCACCUGGACCACCCGGGCUUCCAGGUGAAGGACCGCACGGCGCUGCGUCUGAUCACACAGGCGCUCCAGCUGGGCCUCCAGCUGCAGGGGGUCGGCGCCGACUCGUUCCCCGUCCAGGUGCUCUACCGGGUCUGGAAGAACGCCGACAGCCAGCUGUCGUACAUUGACCAGAUCCUGAAGAACCCGGACGUGUUCUGUCUGGCCGACUACCAGUGCUACAUGGUGGACGUGUCGCAGCUCAAGGUGCCGCCCGAAAAGGACAACAAGGAGCUCAACACAUGGCGUUGCACGGAGCUGAUGCAGCUGCUGCUCCACCUGGCCGAGAGCGGGCACACCUGCUUUGUGCAGGAGCUGCUCAAGUACCCGCUGCAGCACGGACCCGACAUCCUGGCACUGAACCUGCUGGCGGCCGGCAGCAGCUCCCACCUGGCGCAGGAGCUGCUCUCCAGCCUCUUCGUCGUGUUCCUCAACGGCCACCACCCGAACAGCGCGGCGGUGCUGCACCAGGCCUGGCACACGGCCACAAACACCAGCGGAGUGCGCACCAUGCUGAUGCAUACGAUGGCAGAGUGGUACCGCCAGGCCGAGAACGACCAGGGGCGCCUCUCGCGCAUACUCGACGUGGCCCAGGACCUCAAGGCGCUGUCGCUGCUACUCAGCUACCAGGCACUGCCAUUUGUGAUCGAUCUCGCCUGUCUGGCCUCGCGCCGCGAGUACCUCAAACUGGACAAGUGGCUCUCGGACAAAAUACACGAGCACGGAGAGCCGUUCAUCGCUGCCACUGUCAAGUUCCUGCAGCGCCGCGUGCCGCAGCUGUCUGGCGGCCCGCCGUCGGAGCUGGAGCUGCCCCCCAAGGCGCCGCUGCCGGCUGACCUGGUCACCACCGUACUCAGCGUGCUGCACGCGCGCGUCAACUCUGCCGGCGUGGGCCACGAGCUCAGCGAGGCCAUCCUGACGAUGAUGGGUAACGCCAGCCAGCUGCUGCAGCUGGGCAGACAGCGGCCGCCGCCGCCGGGCGUGGCGCGUCCGCCGCCGGCCGGGCCGCCCCGUCCGCCCGACCCGAGCCCGUUCGGCGCCGGGCCGCUCGGCAGUCAGCUGUUCCCGUCGUCUGCCGGCGGCGACUCGCUGGUGGGCGGUCUGACGGCCACCAUCUCCGGCCUGGGGCUGGGCGGACCGGCGGCCAGCACCCCGGGCGCCUCCACGCCCAGCGCCGGACUCGGACUCAGCUCGCCCUUCUCGCUGCAAGGCUCCGCAGCCGGCUCGGCGGCGGCCGUGGGAGGUGCGCGCAGUGCCGCCCAGGCGUCUCUGCUGGCCUCGCUGACCCCGCCGGCCAUCUCUGGCCUGUUCGGACCGGGCGGCGGAGGAGCAGGGGCCGGCCCGAGCACCGCCCAACACGCAGCUGCCGCGCUACACGGCGCAUCGAGGACCGUGUCUCACGCCGACGUGUCUCCGUUCCCCAACGAGUCAGCAGGGGCCCUAUCCAAGGAGGUGGAGGAGGAAGCCAACAGCAACUUCCAGCGCAUCUACAACCACCCGCCCCAUCCGACGCUCUCCAUCGAGGAGGUGCUCGACAUGCUCAAACGAUUCCAAGACAGCAACGUGCAACAUGAACGGGAGGUGUUUGCCUGCAUGCUGCGGAGUCUGAUGGACGAGUACAAGUUUUUCCCGCAGUACCCGGACAAAGAGUUGUACAUCACAGCCCAGCUGUUCGGCGGCAUCAUCGAGCACAAUCUGGUCACAAACUACAUGGGCCUGGGUCUGGCACUGCGCUACGUGCUAGACGCCGUCAAAAAGAAGCCCGGCUCAAACAUGUACAACUUCGGCAUCGUGGCGCUGGACCGAUUCAAGCACCGUCUGCGCGAGUACCCGCAGUACUGCCAGCACCUGGCCACGGUGGAGCACUUCGGACAGUUUCCCAGGCACCUGGUGGACUACAUCGACUGCGGGAUGCGCUCCCAGGAGCCGCUGAACCGUCCCGAGGGUCCGGUGCUGCCGCCGCACCUGCAGGCGCUGGUCUCCGGCUCGGGCAGCAGCGGCAGUGCGGCGCCCACGCCGCCCGCCUCGUCCACUCCGGCACCGCGGCCGUCCUCAGUGGCCAGCAGCGCGGCGCCGCUCGUCUCCGGGAGACCCUCGAUCGCCAACACGACCAACAUCGAGACGCUGCUGAGCGCGCUGCCCGACGUGCCCAUACCAGUGGAGGCCGUCCAGGACAAGGUCGGCUUCAUCUUCAACAACCUCAGCCAGCUCAACCUGCAGCAGAAGUGUGAGGAGCUCCUGGACAUCAUCACCAAGGAGCACUGGCCGUGGUUCUCUCAGUACGUGGUAGUUCGCCGGCUCAGCAUCGAGCCCAACUUCCACACGCUCUACGCCAACUUUGUGGACGCCACCAAGCGUGCCGAACUGAUCGAUACGGUCGUCAGGGAGGUGCAUAGGAACAUCCAGGUACUGCUGCGUGCCGACAAGGGCGUGGAGAAGUUCAGCGACCGCACGAUCUUGAAGAACCUGGGUCACUGGCUGGGACUCAUGACCAUCGCCAAGAGCAAGCCCAUCCUUCAGGUGGACCUGGACCUGAAGGCUCUGGUCGUCGAGGCCUACCACCUGGGAAUGCACGAGCUGCUCUACAUCGUCCCGUUCGUCGCCAAGGUUCUCGAGUCGUGCGCCAAGUCCAAGAUCUUCAAGCCGCCCAACCCGUGGACGAUGGGCAUCAUGAACCUACUGGCGGAGCUGCACCAGGAGCGCGACCUCAAGCUCAACCUCAAGUUCGAGGUGGAGGUACUCUGCAAGACGCUUUCGCUCGACGUCAACGAGCUGAAGCCGACCGACUGGCUGCACGACCCGCAGCGGCUGCAGCGGCUGCCCAUCCAGCUGAAGCGGCCGGUGCCGGCGCCGACGCCCGUACCGGCGCUGCCGCCGCCCACCGCGCCGCCGCCGACUGCGCCCUCGGUGCCGCCGCCGGCCGCGCCGCCGCCGCAGCUGUCGGCCGCCGGUGGGAGCGGGGAGGACACGACCACAUCGGGCGGUCCCGAGCUGCCGCCGACGGCCGCCGCGCCGCGCUUCACUGUCGGGGACAUCAACACGAGCAGCAUCGCGGGCCUGGCGGCGCACAUCACCAUCAACCCCGCGCUGCCGCUGUUCCAGACGCACCCGGCGAUGAGGCAGAUUGUGCUGCCGGCUGUGGAGCGCACCGUCCAGGACUGGCUGCCCAGAGCCGUCGAGAGAAACUGCAAGCUGGCUGUGAGCACAGCCGAACAGCUGGUCAAGAAGGAUUUCUCUAUGGACGGUGACGACCUGAAGAUGCGCACGGCGGCCCACCAGCUGGUGAUGAGCCUGACAGCGGGCCUGACGCUCAUCAACUGCCGGGACCACCUGACGCUGUCCAUCAGCAGCAACAUCAGGGCCUCCAUGCUGUCCAUCGUGCGGUCGGCCACCCCGCAGCAGAAGGAGUUUAUCGAGCAGACGGCCAACAUGGUGGCGGCCGAUAACGUGGAGCUCGCCUGCUGCUUCAUCCAGAAGACGGCCAUCGAAAAGUCCAUCCUCGAGAUCGACAAGCGACUGGCGGCGGAGUUUGAGCUGCGUAAGAUGGCGCGCGCCGAGGGCCGCCGCUACUGCGACCCCUCGGUGGCCAGCUACCAGGAGGCGCGCAUGCCCGAGCCGAUCCGGCUGCAGCCCCUCUCCGGCCAGCAGAUGAGCGUCUACGAGGAGUUCACACGCGCCGUGCCCGGCUUCGCGCCGUCCGAGGCGCCCGUGCCGCCCCAGCCGCAGCUGAUGCAGAUGCCUCCACGCUCCGCACAGCCUCCCCCGCCGCUGCCGCUGCGCGCCACGCAGCCGCCGCCGCCGCUCUCGGCGCCCGGUGACGAGCUGUCGCAGCUGUUGGAGAAGGUGUCGCUGGAGCUGCAGGCCCUGCUGCAGCAGCUGCACCCGGCGGCGGCCGCCAGUGCGCCCGCCCAGCAGCUCAGCCGACUGGCAGAGGAGGUCAACAUCGCACGCGGAUCGCGGGACGUGGCCGCACAUAUCCGACUGGUCAAACUGGCGGUGGACGGCCUGCUGGAGCAGUCUCCACAGGUUUCUCCCGAGGCCGAGCCGGUGGCGCUGCGCCUGCGCGACAGCCAUCAGCUGGUGCUGCGCGCUCUGCAGGAGCCGCGCUGCUACGGGCCGCAGUGGGUCCAGAAAUACGUCACCAGUUCUGUGGCCGAGUGGCGCGGGGACGUGCGUCUGAACGGCGACACGCUGGAGGCGCUGGUGCGCGCCCGGCUCAUCUCGCUGCCGCAGCUGGACUCCCAGCUGGCGCUGGCCGUGGAGGCGGCCAACUACAGCAGCGUCUUCCUCGCCAUGCAGCUGCUGCAGGUCUUCUUCAUCGACGCGCGCGAUUCUAUCGUUACCGAGAACGAUUUGGCCAACACCAUCGAGGCUAUGACUAAGGUGGCCCAGCAGCAGGGUUCUGAGAACAUCGCCAACCUGCUGGAGGUGGUGCGCGGCGGCGGCUCUGGCACCGGCACCGGCUCCAGCGGCGGACACGACACGCCGUUCAGCGCUGCCGACCGAAACCCGGGCGGCCCGACGGCGCACAUCCACAAGGGCAUCUCUCAGGCGCGUGACUUUGACGACCCGCCGGGCCUGCAGGAGAAGACCGAGUUUCUGCUGAGAGAGUGGGUACAGCUGUACCACGCGCCCUCCUCCGGCCGGGAGUCGACCAAGGCCUUCUCACAGAUCGUGUACCAGAUGAACAUGCAGGGCAUCCUGAAGACGGACGACCUGAUCACGCGGUUCUUCCGUCACGCCACUCAGAUGUGUGUGGACAUGUGCUACCGGACGCUCAACGACCAGGCAGCCAUGACGCCCACCAUGGUGCGCAACAAGUGUUUCCGCACGCUGGACGCCUUCGUGCGCCUGAUCGCGCUGCUGGUCAAACACAGCGGCGAGUCGCCCAACGCCGUCUCCAAGAUCAACCUGCUCAACAAGGUGCUGGGCAUCGUCACCGGCGUGCUGCUGCAGGACCACGAGAUCCGCAAGACGGAGUUCCAGCAGCUGCCCUACCACCGGAUCUUCAUCAUGCUGCUGCUGGAGCUGAACGCGCCUGACCCCGUCCUCGAGGCCAUCAACUUCCAGGUUCUGACGGCGUUCUGCAAUGUGCUGCACAUCCUGCGCCCGGAGAAGGCGCCGGCGUUCGCCUACGCCUGGCUGGACAUUGUCUCCCACCGGGUGUUCAUCGGACGCAUGCUGGCCGUCACGCCGCAGCACAAGGGCUGGGGUCCGUACGCACAGCUGCUGAUCGACCUGUUCAACUUCCUGUCUCCGUUCCUGCGUAACGCGGAGCUGGCCAAGCCAAUCACUAUUCUGUACCGCGGCUGUCUGCGCGUCCUGCUCGUGCUGCUGCACGACUUCCCAGAGUUCCUCUGCGACUACCACUACAACUUCUGCGACGUCAUCCCGCCCAACUGCAUCCAGAUGCGGAACCUGGUUCUGUCUGCGUUCCCGCGCAACCUGCCGCCGCCCGAUCCGUUCGCCGGCAAACUACAGGUGGACAUGAUCCCAGAGAUCCGCCAGGCGCCCAUGAUCCAGACCAACUACGCGUCGCUCAUCCAGCCGCCAUCAUUCAAGAACGAGUUGGACACGUACCUGAACACGCGCACACCGGUCACGUUCGUGACGGACCUGCGCUCGACGCUGCAGGCCAGCGCCGAGCCCGGCUGUCGCUACAACAUCCAGCUGAUGAACGCUCUGGUGCUGUACGUCGGCACAGAGGCGAUCGCCGCCAUCCAGGCCAAGGGCCUGCAGCCCAACAAGCAGACCAUCACGCACAGCAGCCACAUGGACAUCUUCCAGAGCCUGGCUGUCGACACCGACACAGAGGGACGCUACCUGUUCCUGAACGCGAUCGCCAACCAGCUGCGCUACCCCAACAGUCACACCAACUACUUCCUGCACCUGAUUCUGUACUUGUUCGCCGAGGCCAACACGCCCGCCAUCCAGGAGCAGAUCACACGGGUGCUGCUGGAGCGACUGAUUGUCAACCGUCCCCAUCCGUGGGGCCUGCUCAUCACCUUCAUCGAGCUCAUCAAGAACCCGACGUUCGACUUCUGGAGCCACGAGUUCGUGCACUGUGCGCCCGAGAUCGAGAAGCUGUUCGACUCUGUGGCUCGCUCGUGCGCCGCUCAGGGCCAGAAGGUGUCGGCGCUGCGCGCGGCCGUGGCCGGCCAGCAGCCGUCACCCUCGGUCGGCGGCGCCGAGUGAGCGGCGUCGGGCUCCUGCGUGCGGCCGGCCGCCGCCGGGCCGACGCUCCGUCCUGCCGGCGCUGUGCGGCGCGCUCCGGCCGUGGCAGCGCCGGCGGACGGAGUCGACCGGCAGGCGGCGGCAGCCGGACGGCGGCUCUGACGAUAGUGACGGACGGCCACCGGCUGGCUCCGGCGGGACCGGCGGCGGAGGCCACUCCUCGGCCGCCGGGCCGACCGGAGAGCUCUGGACGGGACGGGUGCCACCGAGGUGCCCUUUCAUAACGCGCUGUGACGUCUGAGAGGACAUCCGAUAGUUUGUUGACGGGCGUGGCGUGCAGAGUGAGAGUGAAGUGGCGUGUGGCCAGUGGCACAGACUCAGCGGUGACGACGAACCAUGGACAAAUCGCAACGCCACAGUUGUGUAACGCAAACCGCUUGGUGGAUGGGUAGUGUUGUAUACAAGGGGGCUGAACUUUGUGACAUGGUUGGGAGUGUAACUGUAACAUCUGUUUGUGUGUGUAUCACCAUAUGUGUUUAAGGACAAAGUAAGCGAUAACGACCUUACUGAUCACUGUAUCAAAGUUGUAGCGUGGCUGAUCAAUUGCUAGAAUAAGUGAGGAGGGAACCGCGCGUAUCGCGUACGGUCCCGGCGGACCGGAGCACAGCGCUGGCCGGCGGCCGUGGGAGGUGCGUGUUUCGUUGACCCGUUCGAGGCUCCGACAGCCGGAUUGGUUCCGUUUUACGUGGUUUUGAGAUGUGUACAAGGCUGUAGCGCGCCGGACCUCAUCAACUGUGUAUAUCCGUGUUUGCCUGUCAUCAAUCCUGCUCUUGGUUAGUUUGUGUCCGCAGCUAAUAAAGCAGCAGUUGCGCUGACCAGAA
Amphibalanus amphitrite is the source of this 8473-nucleotide messenger RNA. RefSeq names its product CCR4-NOT transcription complex subunit 1-like (gene Not1). Bases 306 to 7613 code for a protein of 2435 amino acids. Gene Ontology annotation, biological process: nuclear-transcribed mRNA catabolic process, deadenylation-dependent decay. NCBI's taxonomy places the organism in Eukaryota, Metazoa, Arthropoda, Thecostraca, Balanomorpha, Balanidae. Gene Ontology annotation, cellular component: P-body; CCR4-NOT core complex. The record is from RefSeq and is a predicted model, not a curated record. The transcript is spliced from 38 exons. Gene Ontology annotation, molecular function: molecular adaptor activity.